UGAAUAUCCCGUUCAAUUGCAUUUAAUUGGAAAAUGUUUAAGGUGUAUAAUAAGUGUAGUUUGUUAAGAAAAAAUAAUUGCCAUGUGCCGGUUGUAUCGUGUUAUAAUAAACUAUUUAAAUCGACAUUAAGUAAUAGUGCCGGUUUGGAUGCUGGAUAUGUUCCUAGUAAAGUGGAAACAAAUAAUAACACAACAAAAUAUUUCGAACCACCUUUAAAGUCUUCAGAAUGCUUUACUUUAAUUUUGCCACCUCCCAAUAUUACUGGAACUUUGCAUUUAGGACAUGCUCUUACAGCUACCAUACAGGAUGUAAUGGUCCGAUGGAAUCGAAUGAGAGGUAUUGAAACCGCUUGGAUCCCUGGAUUGGACCAUGCUGGUAUAGCAACACAGGUAGUCGUAGAAAAAAAGUUGUGGAAAGAGAAAAAACUAACGCGACACGAUGUUGGUAGAGAGGAAUUCGAAAAGUUGGUAUGGAAGUGGAAAAUUGAAAACGAAAACGUCAUAAAAAAACAACUAAAACGCCUGAAUGUUUCCCUGGAUUGGGACAAAGAGACUUUCACGAUGGACGAACCGAGAAGCGAAGCUGUAACCGAAGCUUUCAUUCGACUUUUCGAUGCCGGUUUAAUCUACAGGGCCGAUCAUUUGGUCAAUUGGUCGUGUGUUUUGCAAUCUGCAAUUUCGGAUAUCGAAGUCGAGCAUCUCAACAUUGCAGGACCCACUGACGUUUCAGUCCCUGGCUACGAGAAACCGGUCAAGUUUGGUCAGUUGACCAGUUUUUCAUACAAAUUCGAAGAUUCCGAUGUGGAGGAGAUUGUGGUGAGCAGCACCCGUCUGGAAACGAUGUUGGGAGACUCAGCGGUCGCGGUGAAUCCCCGCGACGAACGCUACCUUCGACACGUGGGUCGCAAACUUCGACACCCCUUUCUAAACAAAACCAUACCAGUCAUAGCAGACGAUUUCGUCGACGUCAAUUUUGGAACCGGAGCCGUGAAAGUGACUCCUGCUCACGAUCGCACGGAUUUCGAAGCAGGAAAACGUCACGAUUUAGAGACGAUAUCCGUGAUUGACGAGAGCGGAAAAUUGACGGACGCUUGCGGGGAAUUCGCGGGUCUAGGACGCUUCGAAGCUCGAGAAAUCCUUCGAGAACGUUUAUCCAGCAUGGGACUGCUUAAGGGGACGCAGGAUCACCAAAUGAUUGUCCCCAUUUGCAGUCGAUCCAAGGAUGUGGUGGAGCUCCUGGUGCGCCCACAAUGGUUCGUUAGGUGCGACGGAAUGGCCGCAAAUGCGGUGAGGGACGUGAAGGAAGGACGCCUGACCAUCGAUCCGCCGCACUUCGACAAAACCUGGUUUAAUUGGCUCGAAAAUAUACGCGACUGGUGCGUUUCGAGACAGCUCUGGUGGGGUCAUCGAAUACCAGCGUACGAAUGUUCCGCGGGGAAUGACGUGGUGUGGGUAGCGGCCAAAAGUGUUGAGGAAGCGCGUAAAAAAGCCUUGGAAAAGUUAAACCUUAAUGAAAUUGGUAAAAUCAACGUUAGACAGGAUGAAGAUGUUUUGGACACGUGGUUUUCGUCUUCGCUACUUCCUUUUUCUGCUUUCGGAUGGCCCAAACAGACCGCCUUGCUGUCCAAACACUACCCGUUGAGCGUAAUGGAAACCGGACACGACAUCCUGUUUUUCUGGGUGGCCCGCAUGGCAAUGCUAGGGGCCCAAUUAAACGGGGGACAACUUCCCUUCGACAAGGUCCUCUUGCAUGGCAUCGUGUGCGAUUCUCACGGGGCCAAGAUGUCCAAGAGUCUGGGCAACGUCAUUUCCCCGGAUGACGUCAUCAACGGGGCAUCGCUAAAGGACUUGGAGGCGGGUUCGAGGGCGGCCCAUUCGUCAGGCAUUUUAUCGGAAGAAGAGCUGGACAGGUCUGUUCGCGGACACAAAAAAAUGUUCCCGGAAGGAAUCCCACAGUGCGGUGCUGACUCGCUGCGUUUCACGCUCUCAUCGCAUAACAUUAAAAAUCAUUUUAUUAACUUUGACGUGUCUGAAUGUUACACCAACAAACUGUUUGGAAACAAAAUUUGGCAAGCGACAAAGUUUACGAAAUUAUGGUUCGACAAUGUUUCUAAUGAGCGGCAAUUAAAUAAACGGCCACCAAAUCUGGACGAUUUGCAUCCCAUGGACAAGUGGAUUCUAAGUAAACUGGAUGGAAUGGUUUCUGUGGCCAAUGAAGGUUUCGAAAAUAACAAUUUUCAUGUCGUCACUCAUGCGCUCAAGAACUUUUUAUACUUUGAAUUUUGCGAUGUUUAUUUGGAAAGCACUAAAAGGGGUCUACGCGAGUUAAAUUCAUUGCGUGCAGCAAGCCACGUGUGGACCCUGCUCACUUCGUUGGAUGUGGGGCUGAGGGUCCUGGCCCCCUUCAUGCCGACCCUGGCUGCUCAUUUGCACUCUUAUCUGCCUCUGACCGAAAGGAAUCUCUACUUUCCACAAGACCUGAACUGGAAAAAUGAGCAGCUAGAAAAAGAAAUAUCGGAUGUAAUGAGUGUAGUAAUAGCGAUCAGACGGCUAAAAAAAAUGUUUAACGUAGUUGGGAAACAUAAACCAGAAGCAUUUAUUAUUAGUAAUGACCCAGUAUUUUCAAACUUGUCCGAAACAAUUGAAGACCUAGCGAGCUGUCAUAAAAUUAACAUUCACGGCUCAUCGUCGGAAUUAAAUUUGAAAAAUACGGUGGUUGAUAAUGUUGGCAACACUGUUUUGCAUUUAAUAGUACCGCAGGAAUUAAUACAGGCAUUGGAAAUGGAUUCAGCAAAAAUGGAAAAGAAGAAAGAAAAAUUGCUAAAGGAACUGGAAAAAAUGAACAAGAUGGUUUCCGGAAGUACAUACAACGUAAAUGUGGCACCGGAAGUUCAAGAAUCCCACUCGAACAAGAUUGCGGGUCUGCAGGAAAAAUUGUCUAGAAUAAAUUAUAUCGAAACUCUCACCAAGUAGUGUAGUUUGUUUCCUUAAUUUUGUACAUAAUAAAUUAUUUUAAUUCCGUAAAUUG
Brassicogethes aeneus is the source of this 3028-nucleotide messenger RNA. NCBI's taxonomy places the organism in Eukaryota, Metazoa, Arthropoda, Insecta, Coleoptera, Nitidulidae. The record is from the annotation of a GenBank genome assembly.